AUGGGGUUUACGAAUACCAAGUUUCGUAGACAUAAAAUCGAGAAUGAGGAGUUGCAGGCUGUUUGCUGUUUUCCGGUGCCCUCGGCACACAUCCCCGACCUGCCUUCAAGCAACCUCAGGCCAGUAGGAGACGACUCAGGGCAGUCCAUGGCCAUUGGAAAGAAGUGGUACUGGGAGACUGGAGAGUCGAUACACAUUCGCUUUGUUAACAAGAACGACGCCCUCGAACGCGUUCUCGAGGACGCCGCUAAAGUCUGGGCAAAAUAUGCCAACAUAUGCUUUGUCUUUGACGAUUCACUCGACGCACAGGUUAGAGUCUGUUUCGAUGAUAGGCUACAUGGAGGGUGGUCAAGGGUCGGCAAGCCCGACCACGAGAAUGCGCCGAAGGAUAAGCCAACCAUGACAUUGGGCGGCAAUCUGUCGAAUAAUACCUUUAGGAGGACAGCCCUACAUGAGCUAGGUCAUGUGCUUGGGUGCAUUCAUGAGCAUUGCAAUCCCGUUGCGGAUAUUCAGUGGAACAAAGAGGUUGUCAUUAAGUGGUACGCGCAAUUGGACCCGGGGUAUGACAAGGGGUGGGUAGAGAACAACAUUUUCAAGAAGUUUGAGAAGGAGGCUUUCGAAGUGACUCUGUUCGAUGAAAGAUCCAUCAUGGUCUAUCCCAUCCUUCCUGGAUGGGUCGCCGGAGCCGAGAUGAUAGUAGACUGGCCGCGUGAGCUAUCGCCCUUCGACAAGAUGCUGGUUGGCAGGGCGUACCCGCCGAUCAUGUCCACUGAACUGGUGACCUACCAUACCAAUGAAACUAGGGAUUGGUUCAAGCCGGAGCCUGAUAAUGUCAAGAAGGUUAGGAUCAUAAACCCUCUCAAGAAGGAGCUGGAACUCGCCAUUGGCAUCACGCACUUUGACCUGCAGGGUAAGAAGAACCUGCACCUCUCCGCCUACGCCGAGUCGUGGGACCAGAGCACCAAAAGCACCUUCAACUUGCAUCUCGACUCUAGAGAGGGCACCACCAUGUACUCGGCCGGCGCCACCUGCAUGCUCAUCGAUAAGUACACAUACAGGCUGCAGAUGGGCUCCUACGUCACCCAAAAAGCGGACCUAAUAAGCGACGCGGCUGAGAACAAGAAUAAAGAAUACAGGAGCCACAUCAGAUUCAAUUGGCCCUUCAAGCAGAAGCCCGGCGUGGUGGUCUGGCUGCGGGGCUUUGACUUUGAAACCGGCCACCCCUACUCCAUCAACGUCUACACUGAAGAUGUGGACCAAGAUGGCUUUUACAUGUGCGUCGAGGCGGUCCACAACGCGUGGCUCAAUAGCGCUGAGGUAUCGUGGAUCGCUUAUGACAAGGACCCGCCCGAUAUCAAGUCAGAUCGGCUCAACUUUGAGAGCUUCAAGAAGUCCCAGGACGACAACUCGAAGUGGCCUAAGAAACACUGCAUAAAGGAGAAGAAACUCGGCCAGUGGCAGCUGACCAGGUUGUAUGCCGGCGUGUCCAAGUUCAGGUUUGAUCAUAGGUUCAACGUACGCAUGGCCAUUGACGUCACGCCCUCGGAGUCCUCUUUUGAAAUCGAUGCUUCUACUUGGUUUGACAGUGUCUGUGACGGGAUUGAAGUGUCUUACAUAGCAAUAUGUAUUUGAAUAGGACUGGUAUCGUGGCCGAGCGCUACGUCUGAAUGUAUUUUCAAGUUCAGGUCUUCCGUAGAUGUCGGUUGCUGGGACUAGGUAGCUACCUGUACC
Annulohypoxylon maeteangense is the source of this 1731-nucleotide messenger RNA. RefSeq lists its product as uncharacterized. Gene Ontology annotation, biological process: cell adhesion. Lineage: Eukaryota; Fungi; Ascomycota; Sordariomycetes; Xylariales; Hypoxylaceae. Bases 1 to 1632 code for a protein of 543 amino acids. The record is from RefSeq and is a predicted model, not a curated record. Gene Ontology annotation, molecular function: metallopeptidase activity; carbohydrate binding. The transcript has 2 exons.